This is a messenger RNA of Trichomonas vaginalis G3, 213 nucleotides long. RefSeq lists its product as uncharacterized. The transcript has a single exon. The record is from RefSeq and is a predicted model, not a curated record. Lineage: Eukaryota; Parabasalia; Trichomonadida; Trichomonadidae. The coding region runs from base 1 to 213 and encodes 70 amino acids.
AUGGACACAGACACAGGCAUGCACCAAAACCAACACAACAACCAACAGUUCAAAAUCCAGCACCACAACAACAACCAGAGCAAGGACAACAACCAACAGUUCAAAAUCCAGCACCACAACAACAACCAACAGUUCAAAAUCCAGCACCACAACAACAACCAACAGAGCAAGGACAUAAAAGAAGUAGAGAACAAGGAAACCAAGAAUUCUUAA